AUGGGUUUAAAAUUUUUUUUCAUUUUUUUCAUCUUAAAUUUUGCUACGAUUAAGAGCUUUCCUGGGAUUAAUGAGAAAGAAAUUCUAAUCAAUAAUUCACCUAGGAUUAAUGAGAGAGAAAUUAUACCCAAUAAUUUAAAUAAUUCUGGAGAAUGCUUUAUUUCAAGAGAUGUCCCAUCAAAUAUUCCUUUAGGCUGUUAUGCUUUUAAUAAUAGCACAAUCGGCGGUUUAAAUGGUCUUUCGAAUUUAGGUUUUUCUAAUGUUUAUGAAUCCCCCAAUAACAUCAUGGAUCCAGCACUAUGCAUCAUAAGAUGCACUGACUACAUCUUUGAUAUUGCUGCCCUCAAAGACGGUAGUCAGUGUCAAUGUGGCAGCGCUAGCGAUUUUGCAGCAUCCUAUAUUAAAGUAGGUGGUUCGAAUUGUAAUAUCACUUGUGCUGGUAAUUCAAGUUAUUUCUGCGGUGGUGCAGAAAGCUAUACAAUUUAUGACACAAAAGGCGGAGUUCCAGGUCAUCCACAACCUACCAUAAGUGCUACUGAUAAAAGUUCAAUAAUCAAGAAUCUCAAUAAUGACAAUAGAUAUCAACAGUGUAUCAAAGACAGCCCCUAUUGCGGCCAAAGGAUAUUAAAUGGUACAUCAGAAGAACUUGCAGGAAUGACAGUAGACAAAUGUAUUGACUUUUGUAGUCAAAACAAAUUUGCAUAUGCAGGAUUAGAAAUAGGAACUCAAUGUUUCUGUGCGAACAAUUACGAUCAUAUAAAUCAAAUAAGUUCAGAUCAAUGUAGUACUAGUUGUGCGGGCAACAACCAGCAAAUUUGUGGGGGCCCUUUAGCUAUUAGCGUAUAUAGUGUUCCCACAGGGAACAAACCUCCAUUACAGAUUAUUCUUCCUUGUGUUAUUGGCGGUGUUGUUAUUUUAUCAAUAAUUGUUUUGAUUAUUAUUUUUAGAAAUCGACUCAGAGCCUGUUGCUGUCGACCUCCAAAAUCAUCAACACCACCACCAAAUGAAGGAAUGCCACUACCAGAAGACUAG
Dentiscutata erythropus is the source of this 1032-nucleotide messenger RNA. The record is from the annotation of a GenBank genome assembly. Lineage: Eukaryota; Fungi; Glomeromycota; Glomeromycetes; Diversisporales; Gigasporaceae.